Molecule: messenger RNA, 2714 nt
Organism: Odobenus rosmarus divergens (Pacific walrus)
Lineage: Eukaryota; Metazoa; Chordata; Mammalia; Carnivora; Odobenidae
Gene: MIEF1
Product: Smith-Magenis syndrome chromosome region, candidate 7-like
Exons: 6
Coding region: 449-1840 (463 amino acids)
Biological process (GO): mitochondrion organization; positive regulation of mitochondrial fission
Cellular component (GO): mitochondrial outer membrane
Source: RefSeq, a predicted model, not a curated record
GAAGGGGCCAUGUUGGUGGGUGACCCCGGGAGAGAUACCGGGCGAGAGGCGAAUCCCGAGGAGUGGUAGCGCGCGCAGUCCGCGGCUUGACGCCCAGCCCCUGCCUGUCCCCCAUGGCCCCAUGGAGCCGAGAGGCGGUGCUCGGUCUCUACCGGGCCCUGCUGCGCCAGGGUCGAGAGCUUCGCUACACUGACCGAGACUUCUACCUUGCCUCCAUCCGCCGUGAGUUCCGGAAAAAUCAGCAGCUAGAGGAUCCUGAGGCCCGGGAGAGGCAGCUGGAAAAGGGCCUGGUCUUCCUCCACAGCAAAUUGGGGGGAAUUAUUUAGGAUCCCCUCCUUUCCCCUCUCAUCCUAAUUCGAAGGGAAAGAGAACAAAGGUGUCUUCCGUAGACACUCCUGCUCUUCCCCAUCCCUACCUCACAGAUGCAGUAAGAAGCCUCAGGUGAACGAUGGCAGGCUCUGGUGAGCGCAGAGGCAAGAAGGAUGACAAUGGCAUCGGCACGGCCAUUGAUUUUGUGCUCUCCAACGCCCGGCUGGUGCUGGGGGUGGGCGGAGCGGCCAUGCUGGGCAUUGCCACACUGGCGGUUAAGCGGAUGUACGAUAGGGCGAUCAGUGCCCCUACCAGCCCCACCCGCCUGAGCCAUUCAGGGAAAAGGAGCUGGGAAGAACCGAACUGGAUGGGCUCCCCCCGGUUGCUGAAUAAGGACAUGAAGACAGGCCUGAGCCGGUCCCUGCAGACCCUUCCCACAGACUCCUCAGCCUUUGACACAGAUACAUUCUGCCCGCCCCGGCCCAAGCCAUUGGCCAGGAAGGGCCAGGUAGACUUGAAGAAGUCACGACUCCGCAUGUCCCUGCAGGAGAAACUUCUUACUUACUACCGGAACCGGGCAGCCAUCCCUGCUGGCGAGCAGGCUCGGGCCAAGCAAGCUGCUGUGGACAUAUGUGCCGAGCUCCGGAGCUUCCUGCGGGCCAAGUUGCCUGACAUGCCACUUCGGGACAUGUACCUGAGUGGCAGCCUCUAUGAUGACCUGCAGGUGGUGACAGCGGACCACAUCCAACUCAUCGUGCCCCUCGUCCUGGAGCAGAACCUGUGGUCAUGUAUCCCUGGUGAGGACACCAUCAUGAACAUCCCUGGCUUCUGCCUGGUUCGUCGUGAGAAUCCAGAGUAUUUUCCUCGGGGUAGCAGUUAUUGGGACCGCUGUGUCGUAGGGGGCUACCUCUCCCCAAAGACAGUGGCAGACACGUUUGAGAAGGUAGUGGCUGGUUCCAUCAAUUGGCCAGCCAUAGGGUCCCUCUUGGACUAUGUGAUCCGACCAGCACCACCCCCGGAAGCCCUGACUUUGGAAGUGCAGUAUGAGUGUGACAAGCAUCUUGUCAUUGACUUCCUGCCGUCAGUGACCCUUGGCGACACCGUCUUGGUAGCCAGACCACACCGGCUGGCGCAGUAUGACAACCUAUGGCGGCUGAGCCUGCGUCCCGCAGAGACGGCCCGCCUACGGGCUUUGGACCAGGCCGACUCGGGCUGCCGGUCUCUGUGCCUCAAGAUCCUCAAGGCCAUAUGCAAGUCCACUCCGGCUCUGGGCCACCUCACUGCCAGCCAGCUCACUAACGUUAUCCUCCACUUGGCCCAGGAGGAGGCUGACUGGUCUCCAGAUAUGCUGGCAGACCGAUUCUUACAGGCCCUGAGGGGACUCAUCAGCUACUUGGAGGCUGGAGUCCUGCCCAGUGCCCUAAAUCCCAAGGUGAACUUAUUUGCAGAGCUCACUCCUGAAGAAAUAGAUGAAUUGGGAUAUACUCUCUAUUGCUCACUCUCUGAGCCGGAGGUGCUGCUGCAGACGUAGGGCCGGUGAAGGCCAAAGUGGGCGUCAGGUGGUCAGACCCUGGCUUCUCCCUUAGAAACACGUGGCUGCAUAGUUGGUGCCUCACAGGGUCCCUAGGUGCCUCCUGUCUUGCUGGUCAUCGCCCCGGUCACUUCAUGCUCAUCAGAAUGCCAUCUCCUUGUGUCCUGUUUUCUCACCCAGCCCUUUCUGUUUUUGUUACCAAACACUGUGCUCCUGCUCCUCCGCUCCUCCUUGCUCCAGGCUAAUUUUUCUGGAAUGAAUUGAGAAGGUGGAGCACUGGCCUGAGCUCGUGUUUUGCAUUGUGGCCCAGGUUUUCUGUUCCUGUCUGCCCUGCCCUUUUGCCUGUUCCUUUUCAGUGUCUUCUCUUGUCUUUUCCUCUUGUUCACGCCUUCUGUUUUGCUCUUUCCCCUGGAGCAUAUCUGCCUAGUCAAGAUGUUGCCUUUUCCUUGAAUGUCACUGGAGAGUUACGAUUGCACGUUUCCAAGCUGAGCUCUGCAGAGUGAGUGCUCAGACAGUAUUUAGAGUUUCUGGGGGUAAAGCUGGUGGAAGAGCUGGCCUUUGACCCAGGUUCCUGGAGAAGAAGCCCAUUUCCCCCGCCUCCUGACCAGCUCCAAUAUCUAAGUGCUGAGAAGGUCUCAUGGGAACACUUAUUGACCCACACAGGAGGGAGGCUCAAUAUAAACUGGAUGCCAAGUUGUUUGGAGAUUGUGUUCUUUGGUGGCCACCAGAGAGACUGCAGUGGGGGAGCCGGCGGUGGUGAAGAGGGCCUAGGGAAGGGUGUGUGUGCCCGAUGGCUGAGCCUCACCCUUGGCUGGUCCAGAUCAGCGCUGCUGUGUGAGCAGCCGGGGGAAGAUGGGGAGGGAAGGGGCUGUUG